Spizellomyces punctatus DAOM BR117 is the source of this 1166-nucleotide messenger RNA. RefSeq lists its product as uncharacterized. The coding region runs from base 29 to 1036 and encodes 335 amino acids. Gene Ontology annotation, molecular function: protein-folding chaperone binding; misfolded protein binding. The record is from RefSeq and is a predicted model, not a curated record. Lineage: Eukaryota; Fungi; Chytridiomycota; Chytridiomycetes; Spizellomycetales; Spizellomycetaceae. Gene Ontology annotation, cellular component: endoplasmic reticulum. The transcript has 7 exons.
AGCGAAAACCUCGUCGAAUACAAUCGGAAUGGACUGGGACUUUGGGCAGCAGAUGCUGUUCUGGACGUUUGUCCCGAGCAUGGCGACCAAAUUCCUCCAGAAGCAGUAUUACAGCUUCCGGUCUUCCAAAAAACCCCCGACGCCUUCCGAAGCCCAGUUCCACUACAGUGUCAUAUAUGUCCUCGUGGUAGUGGUGUACUUAAUAUACAGUUUUGUCCAGGUUGAACGUAACUUACCUCCGACAUACUAUGAUUUCCUCGACGUGUCUCGAAAUUGCGACGCAAGGGAUCUACGGUCGCAAUUUAGGCAGAUGUCGUUGCUAUACCAUCCGGAUAAACUGCAAUCUCUCCCAGAAUCAGAGAGGGUACUUCAUGAGACACGAUACUUGCAAAUACGCCAAGCUUACGAUAUUCUUAAAGAACCUAUAAAGCGAGCUGCCUACGAUAAAUAUGGCUUAACUAGCCAUGACUGUCAACGGUGCGCCACGGAACGGGAGUAUCUCAUGAAAGCCCUACCGAAUUUUAUUACGUUCUAUGGUGGAAGUGCAGUAUUCCUUGUCAUUCUUAGCAUGCUUGGAACGCUCAACUUUGGGCGAUACUGGCGAUUUGUCGGAUUGCUGAGUAUGGGCUGCUUCGAGGCCAAGAUACUCUUUAGCGGCCCCUCUUCCACGGCACUUCUUGUCCUCCGCACCUUAUUACCAUGGCGAACUCUCCACGAACAAAUAAUCAUGCUCCACCAGCUGUUCGUUGUGGUCUUCAUCGCCAUCUCUCAAUUGGGCCCCAUAUUAUUCCCCGAGGAUAAGCGAACUGUAAAGCAGAUGAUGCUGGAGCUUGAGAAUUUAACGAAUCUGCAGUUGAAGGAAAGCACGAGGUCGUUUAGGUCAGCAUUCGAACCUUUUGCAAGAGAUCCUGUCGCUGUCGCAGACGUGCAAAAAAAGAUGGAGAAACUGGCGGUGGAUUUACAAUUGUUGGAAGGUAAUGCCGAUUUGACCGUCGCAGCAGGAAAAGCACAGAUGAGAAUUUCAAAGAGAAAAUGAUUUGUCUGAGCGUUUGGGAUAUUGUAUUUGGGAUAAUAUAGCCCGUUGAGUAUAUAAUCUGUGUAAAGGAGCUAGUGGCAGCGUAAACACAUCCUUCAUCAACCCACUUGACAAAUCGAGAUGUCUAACC